Messenger RNA from Linum trigynum, 3594 nucleotides. The record is from the annotation of a GenBank genome assembly. Lineage: Eukaryota; Viridiplantae; Streptophyta; Magnoliopsida; Malpighiales; Linaceae.
ACCAAUAUUAAUCAAUAUAGUUAAACUCAAUAUCAUACUCAUAAUCAUAUGAAUUAUACACUACAAAUACAACCUACAAUAUACUAUUGGAUUAACUAACGAAUCUAAAUGGAGCUCCAAAAUAUUUGGACGCCCUGGGGCGGUUUUCUGCUGUAGUAGUGUACUCCCUGCACCACCAAUUCGAGCUCAUCAUCCUUAAUGUUGUUCAGAAUCUCUUCCUAACUUCUCCAGUCAGCUUCAAGAGUUGUUGAAAAUAUCUGGACUUAGUCUGCUGCGCCUGUGCGCCCUUCAUUAACGCCCACAGAAGAAAAAAAAUGUUGGGUGGAGGAUGCUUGUUCGCAUCGAUAUCUGGAAUUAGUGAGCUUCAAGAGUUGUUGAGAAGUGGCGAAAUCCUUCUUUGUGAGAUUAAUUAAUGAAAGAGCAGCAGCGCAGCUCAUCGGUUUUGGAGGAAGCGGAUCUUAAUUUGGGCAACGGCCAAGUUUUAAGGGGAGGCGACAAAUUGAAGAGAGUUCUGGAGCUCGUUUAGAACAGUCUCUCCAGAAGAAUUUCUCCAAGGCUUUUUCGAGGUCCAGAGCCAUUGUCACUCUGUUUCUUGCUGUCCAACACCGCCUUCACAAAUUAAAACAAGACUUCCUCCUCGCUGUCGCAACCGGAUCUGUAAAAACUUCCAGCUGAAUUAUCAUGAGAUCUAGUGCAACUAGUGCCUAAGGUGAGAAAAGAAAUUGUCAAUUACAGGUCUGCAUUUUACCCUGCCCAACUUGAACUUAGCUAGGAAUCCUGUAUUGUUUAUGCAAAAGCUGUCUAUUUAGAAGAAUGCUUGUCAAAUUCUGCAUAUUGAGGGUUGUUGUUGUGUGUGUUUAGGUAGUUAGAACCUUUGCUUAAUUAAUACUUAGUCGGAACAAUGCAAAGAGUUCAGUUACCAUAUCAUUUCUUUGCAUUGAUCCUAAACUUAGAGGCAUGUGAGACUUUCAUAAAAAUUUUGUUUAGACAAUACUUGUAAAUGUUGACAAUAAAUUCUAGAGUGAUUUUUUAAUGCGUCGACACAAAUGUCGGAAAUUGAGAUACCGACACUUUUAUGUAUCAUUACGUCUGGUUAAAUUAAACAAUGAUAAUAAAAAAAAUUCAUUUUAAGCGAUAGUAAAAACAUUUAAGGCGAUGGUUAUAAAUGUCGAUAUAAAACUAUGUAGCAACAUUGAAACAUGUCGGAAUACAUGUCGAACAAUGUUGAUGCCAACGCUUAUCAUAAAUGUCGUAAAGUUUUUUAGAGACAAUUUGAUUUUCUUAGAGACAAUUUGAUAUGUCGUAAAAUAUAAAUAUAUAUAUAUAUAUAUAUGGAUGUUUUUUUAAAUGUCGCAAGAUUCUAAAGUCACAUUUUCAUGUCGAAAUAAAUGUCGGAAGAUAUAUGUACCAACACUUUGUGUAAAUAUCGAAAGGUUCUAUAGUCACAUUUUUAUCUGUCAAAAUAAAAUGUCGGACGAUAUAUGUACCGACACUUUGUGUAAAUGUCGCAAGGUUCUAUGGUCACAUUUUCAUAUAUCGAAAUGAAAUGAUGGAAGAUAUAUGUACCGACGCAUUUUGUAAAUGUCGCAAACUUCUCUAGUCACAUUUUCAUAUGUCAAAAUAAAAUGUCGGAAGAUAUAUAUACCGACAUUUUCGGUAGAUGUCGUAAGGUUCUAUAGUCACAUUUUCAUAUGUCGAAAUAAAUGUCGGAUAAUGUAGAUACCGACAUUUGCUGUAUAUAUCGCAGUAACUUUAAACGACAAAAUAAAAAACGACAUUUGGAUGCAAUUAACCAUCAUUUUUCAUAAGUGUCGGCAAAAAACUACACCGACAUAUUGACAUCUUUAAGCGACGUUUGAAAAAGAUAAGCAAUUUUUUUCUAUAGUGAAGAGCAGUGGUGAAACAUUGGAGACUAUUUGACAUGGACAUAUCUAUCUCAUAGUUACAACUGAGUGGUGGAGACUGAAAGGAGGAGACCGUGGGAAUAAGUGAAGCAGACUAAGUUAGAGAAAGAAAACCAGGAGAUCGCGGCUAGUUCCUAAUGGAGGAUCUAGACGAACUUCUCAACGGCAGACUCGACGGCUUGAGCACUAGCAGGAGACAAUAUAGUGUUUUCAGGGUUGACGACGAUCAAAGAAGAGGGAGCGAAAAGUACUACAGCCCCAAGCUGGUAUCGAUCGGCCCUUAUCACCACAGAGAGGCUGGAUUGAUAGAUAUGGAGGGUGAAAAGCUUUCUUAUCUCAGUCAGCUGUUGGACAGGUACGUGUUAUUGUUAGUGUUUGAAAAAUAACAACACCAAGACAUCUUCAAUUUUCACCGUUUACAAAAUUAUAAAUUGGAACUGUUAUUAUGUUUAUUAAGUUAUAAAAUAUAAUCAUAUUGUUUAUGUAGGUAGAAAUUGGAACUACUAAUAUUUACUUACCGCUGUGUACAAAGUUGCAAAUUGAAAAUAUUCCUACAAUCAUUUGUCAUAGUUGUUUACAGAAAGGGGAAAUAGUGAUUUGGGAAGAUUUGGAUCAUAAGAUCCAAACUUAAUUUAUAAGGCACUAGUUUUUAACUAAUAAACUAACCGAUGGGUUAGAUAUCAGGGGAAAACACAAGUUUUUCAUCAAAGCAAUUUAAAUCCCCAACGGUCGACAACGGAGCAGAGUCGUCUUCAAAGGGGAAGGAGAUGACCCAAAGCAACGUCGUUCCAUCGUCAACAGAGUUAAAGAAACGUUCUUGGAGCGAUGUUGUUUCUGUCAAAGUGCCAAUCAAUAUCUGAUCUUUCUGUUUCGACAUUUUACCCUUUUAAGCCUGUACUUUCUUUUUCCCUACAUUUUGUCUUCUUUCUUGAAUUGUAAGCAACAGUUGAACCUUGUACUGUUUUACCCAACUAUAUAAGCUGGAAAGUGAAAUGAGAACACCCAGGUGAUUAGGAUUUUUCCAAUCUGAAACGUUGUUAUGGUAUCAGAGCUUUUCUAAACUCUAGCCGUCACAAACAUGGCCGACAAUGUCCAAGCAGAUCCAUCUGUUGAAAAUGUUGCUGCAAAUGCACAGCACCAGCCUGCUGUUGAUCCUAUGGCAGAUCGCUAUUACUUGCAUGGUUCUGAGCAACCAGGUCUGAUCUUGGUGGGUGAGAAACUUACCACCACCAACUACAAUGACUGGAGCCAAGCCAUGCUCAAUGCUUUGGGAGCCAAGAACAAGCUGGGCUUCAUCAAUGGUUCCAUUCCACACCCAGGAGAAAAUCACCAGAAUGCCUGGGCCUGAGCCUGGAACAGGAACAAUGUCAUGGUUCUUUCCUGGAUCCAGCAAGCAGUUGAAGCCAGCAUCCGCAAGACCAUCAUGUCCUGCAAAACAUCUCUAGAAGCAUGGAGGAGUUUGAGAUCUCUCUAUGGUCAAGGAGAUGUGGUCAGAAUUGUUGAGCUCACUGAAAACCUCAGCAACCUCAAACAAGGUAGUCCAUCUGUCACAGAAUACUAUGGCAACUUUAUUGCAAUUCGAGAUGAGUUGGAUAAUUAUUAGCCUAUUGAACACUACACUUGUACACCCAUUAGUAGAGAAACAUGUGCAGCCAUGAGAUUAGUCUUUCAAUACAAAGACACAAACUCU